This is a messenger RNA of Anolis sagrei ordinatus, 1060 nucleotides long. RefSeq names its product ADP ribosylation factor like GTPase 4D (gene ARL4D). The record is from RefSeq and is a predicted model, not a curated record. NCBI's taxonomy places the organism in Eukaryota, Metazoa, Chordata, Lepidosauria, Squamata, Anolidae. Gene Ontology annotation, molecular function: GTPase activity; GTP binding. Gene Ontology annotation, biological process: intracellular protein transport; vesicle-mediated transport. Gene Ontology annotation, cellular component: plasma membrane; cytoplasm.
CUCUGCUUACUGCCACCUGCUUGCUGCCAUUCAGAUGGUGUUGGGUGAUCGGCUGGAACGGAUGUGCAAUUUGCUGACUGUGGAUAAUCGACUUUUGUGGCUUGGCAGCUCAAUGGAGUGUUGCAACUGCUGCAAGCAGUGCUAAUCCAGCCACCAGCGCUCCUUGAGAUUCGGCGCCACUGAUCCUUGGACUAUGGGAAACCAGCUGGCCCCAGUGCCCUCCUUCCGGCCCCAUCUCCAGGCUCUGCAUGUGGUGGUGGUAGGGCUGGACGCGGCUGGCAAGACAUCCCUGCUGUACCGCCUGAAAUUCCAGGAGUUUGUCAAGAGCGCGCCGACCAAAGGCUUCAACAUGGAGAAGAUCAGGGUGCCGUUGGGCGGCUCUCGUGCCAUCACUUUCCAAGUCUGGGACGUGGGGGGUCAGGAGAAGUUACGCCCGCUCUGGAAAUCCUACAUGCGCCACACCGAUGGGGUGGUUUUUGUGGUGGACUCGUCUGAGGCAGAGCGCCUAGAGGAGGCCCGGGUGGAGUUGCACCGGAUCGCCCGCUCCUCGGACAACCAAGGAGUCCCUGUGUUGGUGUUGGCCAACAAGCAAGACGUGGCCCAGGCGCUCUCGGUGGCCGAGGUAGAGAAACUGCUUGGCUUGCAUGAACUUUGCACCUCGACUUUGAGCCACAUCCAGGGCUGCAGCGCCGUCAGCGGACUGGGACUUCAGCCAGCCCUGGAGAAACUCUACGAAAUGAUCCUCAAGCGCAAGAAGGUCCUUCGCAACAGCAAGCGGAAGCGCUGAGGAGGAGGAGGUGGCAGCCAGGGAAGCUGGCCAUUUGAACACUUGGCACCUGGAUGUCGGUUUAUGACAACCCCUGGCAGUAUGUGGACUAACACUGGACAUGCCUCAUUGAGGCUCAGGGAUUGGGAUCCUUGAAAACAUCACCUCACUUCAACCACAAACUUUGUAUUUUCUUUUUUAAGUUGUCACAAUGGGCUCUUUUAUGAGUUCUUGCUUUUUUUGUAGAAAACAAACCUUAAAUUAUUAAAUACUCCGUAUUGCAACAUUGGGCAA